UGUUUUGAGUGACACACUUUCGAUCCCGCGAUAUAAAAUGAAGGAACGCCAUUAGCGGGUAGUUUCCAAACACAGUUUCAGAGAAGCGUCUUAAUAAACGCUAACCUCUCCUAGUUGCUCUGCUCCUUCUUCUUCAAUCUUCCUUCUCCUUCUUAGAUUUCGAUACUCUUUCUGCGAUUAACCUGAGAAAAUGAGAGAGUGCAUUUCGAUCCACAUUGGUCAGGCCGGUAUUCAGGUCGGAAAUGCUUGCUGGGAGCUCUACUGCCUCGAACACGGCAUUCAGCCUGAUGGCCAGAUGCCAGGUGAUAAGACCGUUGGGGGAGGUGAUGAUGCUUUCAACACCUUCUUCAGUGAAACUGGAGCUGGAAAGCAUGUACCCCGUGCAGUUUUUGUAGAUCUUGAGCCCACUGUCAUUGAUGAAGUGAGGACUGGCACAUAUCGUCAACUAUUCCAUCCUGAGCAACUCAUUAGCGGAAAGGAGGACGCGGCAAACAACUUUGCCCGUGGCCACUAUACCAUUGGGAAGGAGAUAGUUGAUCUUUGCUUGGACCGUAUCAGAAAGCUUGCAGAUAACUGUACUGGUCUGCAAGGUUUUCUGGUGUUCAAUGCCGUAGGUGGUGGCACUGGUUCUGGCCUUGGAUCCCUUUUGCUGGAGAGGCUUUCAGUGGAUUAUGGCAAGAAGUCCAAGCUUGGUUUCACUGUCUAUCCUUCACCACAGGUUUCAACUUCUGUUGUUGAGCCUUACAACAGUGUCCUCUCUACCCAUUCCCUUCUUGAGCACACUGAUGUUGCUGUGUUGCUCGACAAUGAAGCCAUAUAUGAUAUUUGCAGGCGCUCCCUUGACAUUGACCGACCAACCUACACUAACCUCAAUCGCCUUGUCUCUCAAGUGAUUUCAUCGCUGACAGCCUCUCUGCGGUUUGAUGGUGCGCUGAACGUUGAUGUCACCGAGUUCCAAACUAACUUGGUACCAUACCCCAGGAUCCACUUCAUGCUUUCAUCCUAUGCACCUGUGAUCUCAGCAGAGAAGGCAUACCAUGAACAACUAUCAGUGAAUGAAAUCACCAACAGCGCAUUCGAGCCAUCUUCUAUGAUGGCAAAAUGUGAUCCACGCCAUGGAAAAUAUAUGGCUUGCUGUCUCAUGUACAGAGGUGAUGUGGUGCCUAAAGAUGUCAAUGCAGCUGUGGCAACUAUUAAGACCAAGCGCACUAUUCAAUUUGUUGACUGGUGCCCCACUGGAUUCAAAUGCGGAAUCAAUUAUCAACCUCCAACUGUUGUUCCAGGAGGUGAUCUUGCCAAGGUGCAGAGGGCUGUUUGCAUGAUCUCAAACUCCACCAGUGUUGCCGAGGUUUUCUCCCGCAUUGACCACAAAUUCGACCUUAUGUAUGCAAAGAGGGCCUUCGUUCACUGGUACGUUGGUGAGGGGAUGGAAGAGGGUGAGUUCUCUGAGGCUCGUGAAGAUCUUGCUGCCCUUGAGAAGGACUAUGAGGAGGUUGGUGCAGAGGCUACAGAAGGUGAUGAAGGUGAAGAAGGAGAGGAGUAUUGAUUUGUAAGUUUGCUCGUGCAAUGUGUAGCUUUGCUUUAUUCUAUUAUGUUUCGUGAAUAAGUUAUCGUUGCUCUUGUUUGUUUGGUGUUCCAAUGGUGGAGAUUGCUUUGUUCCAGUACUCAGUUUCAAUGUAUGACGUGGCUCUUAGCUAAAAUGAUUGGGAACUGUACUC
Messenger RNA from Arachis stenosperma, 1718 nucleotides. RefSeq names its product tubulin alpha-2 chain-like. Gene Ontology annotation, cellular component: cytoplasm; microtubule. Gene Ontology annotation, molecular function: structural constituent of cytoskeleton; GTP binding. The coding region runs from base 191 to 1546 and encodes 451 amino acids. The record is from RefSeq and is a predicted model, not a curated record. The transcript has 4 exons. NCBI's taxonomy places the organism in Eukaryota, Viridiplantae, Streptophyta, Magnoliopsida, Fabales, Fabaceae. Gene Ontology annotation, biological process: mitotic cell cycle; microtubule cytoskeleton organization.